AUGCAGAGGGGUUCUUUUACACGGGGGCAGAAGCUUCAUGCUGUGCGUGGGGAGAGUUAUGAGUGCUGUGCUGCAUCUGUUUUGCGCACUCUUGUAGCACUCCCACCAUGGGGGCUGUCUGAAUGGAGCAAUUUCGCGGCAAUUCUAUGUGCCCUUGACUGCACUCUGCUACCGCUGCUCACGGCAGCGAUUCCUUUGGCAGGCUUUGUAGCCGACACACAGCACCUCGAAGCCAUACACACCGCCUCUCGAUGGGUGGCAAUGUAUGUGGUGCUGCCCCUCGGCGGCUUUGCUGUAGCUGCAAACUAUAUUCAGCUCCGAAAGAGGCGGCUACUGCUGAUGGGAGUUGCGGGGUUGUUUCUGGUGCUCGUUGCACACGCUGGAUGCAGCUUCCACGAUCACGGGCACGAACACAUGCAUUUACCUGCUGCUGCAUCGCAGAAGCAGGAGUCUCCAAGCCACAGCCAUCAUGAGCAGCAUCUAGAGCAGAAUCAGAAGGAGGAGGAACAGCAAGAUGCGACGCAGGGGCAGCAGGAGGCCCACGAGGAAACAGACCAGCAGUGGUAUGCUGUAGUGCUACGUUUGGUCAGCACGCACCACACCCUUGUUUCACUAAUAGGCGCUGGAUUGCUGCUGUGCAGCAACUUCUUGUCCCAUAGACUUAAGCACAGACUAGGUCACCAUGACCAUUGCUGCAGCAAGGGCAGAAAGAGCCACAGCUUCAAGAAGAAGCAGCUCGAAAUGGGGCGAGGAGACAGGGAACAGGCUGAUGAUCACGAUACCACUUCUCUCCUAGGCCACGACUAA
This is a messenger RNA of Cyclospora cayetanensis, 807 nucleotides long. RefSeq lists its product as uncharacterized. Gene Ontology annotation, molecular function: mercury ion transmembrane transporter activity. Gene Ontology annotation, cellular component: membrane. The coding region runs from base 1 to 807 and encodes 268 amino acids. The transcript has 3 exons. NCBI's taxonomy places the organism in Eukaryota, Apicomplexa, Conoidasida, Eucoccidiorida, Eimeriidae. The record is from RefSeq and is a predicted model, not a curated record. Gene Ontology annotation, biological process: mercury ion transport.